AUGGCGGACCUCUCCCUCUCUCUCGCCGUUGACAGCACUCCUGCCAACAACCUAACCUUCGGAAACAAGGUGUUCCUGUCUUCCGGAGAUUUCGAGGUCCUCUGGAACAACUCCCCGACGGGCAACACAGACCGCCAUUCCCACAACUCCAAGGACACGCUCGUCUCGGUUGGCGACUGGGUCUUCACCGCCAGGAUUGGCCUCAACCGCAUGCAGCGGCGCACGGCCAACCUGGCCCUCAACACCGUCAUCCCGGUGUACCCCUUCCCGGAGAAAGUCGGGAACAUCACCAUGGUGGCGAUAAACCUGAUGGCGGACCUGAUGGUGAAGGGCAAGGGGAAGCCGAAGCAGGUGGACACAUCGAAGCUUUCGGACGCCUUCAAGGUCAACUUCAGCCAUCAGGUAUUCACCCCCAACCAAGUCCUGGCGAUGACGUUCGAAGGCUCCAAGCUCGAGAUCGUGGUGCAGAGCGUGGAGGUGGCCACCAUCGACGGCCGCGAGGGGCAAGGGUUCACCAGCACGCACCAGAACACGCACGGCAUGCUCAACAACCAGACCGACAUCGGGUGGACCAAGCCCCCCGGGUCCAUGGUGAACCUGGAGGGGCAGACGGGACCGGGGGGGCAGAACAUCAUAUUCCGGGCGGACUUCGACUUCGCCAAGCUCGGCAUCGGAGGUCUCGGGAAGGAGUUCAGCCAGAUAUUCAGGCGGGCGUUCGCGAGCCGGAUCUUCAACUCUGCGGUGGUGAGGGAGAUGGGCAUCAGCCACGUGCGGGGCAUGCUGCUCUACGGCCCCCCCGGGUGCGGUAAGACCCUGAUCGCGAGGCAGAUCGGGAAGGUGCUGAACGCCCGCGAGCCCAAGAUCGUGAACGGUCCCGAGGUGCUGGACAAGUUCGUCGGCGGCUCGGAGGAGAAGAUCAGGGCCCUGUUCGCCGACGCGGAGAAGGAGCAGGCGGACCAGGGCGAGGCCAGCAUGCUCCACAUCGUCAUUUUCGACGAGAUCGACGCCAUCUGCAAGACCAGAGGGACCGUCAGGGACGGCACCGGCGUGUCGGACUCGGUGGUGAACCAGCUCCUCUCCAAGAUCGACGGCGUCGACUCCCUCAACAACGUUCUCAUCAUCGGGAUGACCAACCGCAAGGACAUGAUCGACGAUGCGCUGCUGCGGCCCGGGCGUCUGGAGGUGCACGUGGAGAUUGGCCUCCCGGACGAGGCGGGGCGGCUCCAGAUCCUGCAGAUCCACACUCGCGGGAUGAAAGAGAGGGGCCGCUUGGACAAGGAGACGGCCGAUAACAUGGAGGAGCUGUCGAGGUUGACGAAGAACUUCUCGGGGGCGGAGAUCGAGGGUCUGGUGAAGAGCGCCGCGUCGUACGCCUUCGAGCGGGAGGUGGACGUCAAGAACCUUGACCAGGCGCCCGACCCCAACAACCUCGUCGUGCGGUGGAAGGACUUCCAAAGCGCGCUCUGCGAGGUUCACCCCAAGUUCGGUGCCGACAGCCAGGAGCUGGAGACGCUGUACGCGAACGGCAUCGUGCCCUACAGCCAGGAGUUCGACGAGGUUCAAGUCACGCUAGGGAGGCUCAUCGAGCAGACGAGACUCAGCGAGAGAACUCCCAUCAUGUCGGUUUUGCUGCAGGGAGAGGCGUUCAGCGGUAAGACGGCGUUGAUGGCGCACGCGGCGGUCACCUCCGGCUUCCCCUUCAUCAGAAAGAUUGCGGCCGAUGAGCUUAUCGGCAUGGGAGAGGUGUCGAAGGCCGGGUACAUCUCCAGGGUGUUCCUCGACAGUUACAAGUCUCCGCUGUCGAUCAUUCUCAUCGACGACUUGGAGAGAGUGAUCGACUUCGUUCGCACGGGCCCACGGUUCUCUAACACGGUCCUGCAGACUCUCCUGGUUUUGCUGAAGAAGCCCCCACCACAAGGACACCGGCUUCUGGUGAUGGCAACCACGGCCGUACCCUACCUCUUGGAAGAACUGAUGCUGGUGCAGGCUUUCAUGGUGUCGCUGCACGUGCCGCAGCUGCAGGGAGGGGGCAGUGUCAAGACCGUUCUGAGAAAACUCGUGCCCAUGUCCCAGGCGGACAUGGACAACAUCGCGGCGGUGAUCACGAACCCUAUCGGCAUCAAGCAGCUGCUCAUGGUGACGGAGAUGGCGAGGACCGAUGAGGAGACCGUGUCGUGCGAGCGGUUCCUGGAGUGCCUGCACACGAGCGGGUACUCGGUGGACUCGUACGCCGCCGCGCCACAGAGCUGAGGAGAGCACCUGUUUGUCCUGUUUGCUCCGACUUUCGUUAGGUUCGCUAGUCCACGAUUGGCCAGGAAAGUGCCUGUUGGGGACGCUACGGUUUGAGAAUCGUCAUGAGUGAAAUGGUGAAUUUUGGGGCAUGUUCACCGACUGCCUGACCUCUGUCUUAUCCAGCGUGUAUGUAUUGAGGCACAGAGCCAUCCGGAUCUCGUCGAGACGGCGGCGGAAUGGUGUACUUUGAUCGUCGAGGGGCAAUGUCAUUGGAUACGACACGAAUGCCUGGUUACCAUCACUGGACAGCAAUACUCGGGUUGUUUGCAACAUUCUCAACUACUGUUGUCGCUUCUCGAGUUUCGGGGGAUUUGCUCAACUUUCGUGCGGGGCUGGCGGUAUGUUGUCAUACAGCUACUGUAAGAACAUUUGGGCGAAUCAAUCGUCGGCGUUGUUCUACUUUGUUGAAAUGCAUGUUUACAGGCAGCGUGGCGUGGGUACCAGACAUCCAACCCUGUCGUCUGAAGCGAUUGCAUGGUGCUUGCUGUUAGAGGUCAGGCACGGUUCUACGAGAAUGAAGCUCCCUCAUUGUGUCGCG
Ectocarpus siliculosus is the source of this 2830-nucleotide messenger RNA. The record is from the annotation of a GenBank genome assembly. Lineage: Eukaryota; Phaeophyceae; Ectocarpales; Ectocarpaceae.